Messenger RNA from Symbiodinium sp. CCMP2456, 7431 nucleotides. NCBI's taxonomy places the organism in Eukaryota, Dinophyceae, Suessiales, Symbiodiniaceae. The record is from the annotation of a GenBank genome assembly.
AUGGGCCCAUCAUGCCGUUCUGCGCUUGCGGCAUCGCUGCUGCUUUCACAGCUGUGGCGCAUCCACGCCGAGGCACAUGGCGCAGGUGAUGCGCUUUUGCUCAGAAUUCACCUGCAGCGUGAGCGAAGAAGGCGAUCCAGGAGUCGACUCGUGGCCCUUGAGGAGUUUACUUCGCCGCCGGGAAGUGUCGACCUUCCAUGGAACCCUGCGAUCCCCUGGGUUCCUUGGCCGCUGCCUUCGUCGCAGCACCGGAAGAUCAAGGCUGCCCCGAGCAAGCUGCAGCGGGUCUCCCUUCAGGACCUCAACGAUGUGCAAUACAUCGGAAACCUCUGGAUCGGCACCCCGACCGAACGGAGCUUUCGGAUGAUAUUGGACACUGGCUCUUCGGACCUCUGGGUCAGCAGAAACGUGUUUGAUCCGGAUGAGUCCUCAACCUGGGUUUCCGACGAUGACUCUGAGACGCAGAUUAGAUACGGGCAGGGUGUCGUCCAGGGCACGACUGGCACGGACCGAGUCUGCUUACUGGCAGACCCGGACAACUUGUGUCUUCGCCAGGAGCUCCUGGUGGCUUCGGAGGUGAAGGACAUCUCGCUGACCACCUUCGACGGGAUUCUUGGCCUGGGGCUGCCAGGCAUCUCUCAUGCACACCAGGACUUCUUGCAGAACCUGGCGAAGACCGGAUUCGGCGGUGGCGAGCUGUGCUUUUCCUUCGAGUUGAAGGAGCAGGAGGCAUCCACGGCCAUCUUCGGCCCGUGCCUGGAGGUCGUCAGAGCGGCCACGCAUCAGACGGGCAUUCCAGCAAGUCGAGCCGCACAUCUUCCGGUGCAGCGUCCUUUCGGCUACACGCAGAGAGGCUGGUGGCUGGUGGAGAUCGGCGUUACCUGCGCCAUUUUGAGCCUGAAUAUGGCACAGGCACAGUUUGUGCUCCUCCAGAAAUGCCUGCCGGGUAUGCUCAUCGCGCUCAUGCUUGGAGUCGUCUUCAAUGAGCGGUACGUCAGGCAUUGGAAUCGCUUCUUCAAGCCGCGCCGCUUCCGGCUGCCUCUCUGUUCGGAGGUUCUCAUGCAACGCUGCGGUCCAACAUGUCGGCGGAUUGUUUUGUUCAUCGGCCUCAUUGUCUACGGCUUGCUUCAGGUGGCGGCAGUGACUUUCAUCAUGAACUCCGCGUUGGAUGCUAUGCUGAUGGACCAUUUUCAUACAGAGGUGAGUGCCUUGCUAGACACCGGUACUUCGUUUAUUGUCAUCCCCAAAGACGAUUUUGCAGUGGUCUCUGCCGCAAUGUUCGGCCAACGACUGAGAGACAGCUGUGGGAUGUAUCGCAGUUCUCUGCUGUGUGCAUGUGACAUCAUCGAUCAGACGAAGCCUCUGCAAAUCGAUGUCGGGGGCCUUCACUUCCGAAUUGAUCCCGCCGAGACCUUCAUGUCCGACCCCGCGUGGGUCUUGGUACGGCAGAGAGACAUUCGUCUCACGAGAAGGAUAGUGGCUUUUUCCAGGGAGGACGAAAGGCAUGUCAGACUGGACUGGGUGUGGGCAAUGAGGUGGAAGCUCCUGGGCCGGCUUACGCCUCAGAAAGGUCUGCGGCUGCUUCUGUACGGAGACUCUCUGACUGCCGGUGCUCCCUCAAUGGUACCUUUUGGGGAUGCUCUUUGUGUUUCUCUGCAGUCCAUGGGAUAUCAGGUCGAGGCGACGGUUUGCGGCUUGUGUGCCUCCACCGCCUGGCAGAUGCUGGCUGCGGUAGAAGAGCCUCUUGUUCUGGAGACCUUGGGGAGUCGUUGGGGCUCUGGGCUGCUGCCACUCCUAAGCUCACCGAAACCAGUGGACCUGGUCCUCCUCAUGGCGGGUACAAAUGACUUGGCGAAGUCAUCGGCCCAGGAGAUCUUCUCAUCUCUGCGUGGUUUGCACUCUGUCUGCCAUCGUGCCGGUGUUCCAUCGGUUGCACUGGGUAUCCCGGAUGCCGGAGGCAGGAGCACGGCUAGGUUGGGGCCAGAGGUGGUGGUGAAGAGGCGGGCCGUCAACGCAUCACUGGCUGCCUGGAUCCGCGAAGAGUCUGCAACGGGAUUGGUCAAGCCCGAGCUGUUCGUCAGCACCGUGGCCCUUCUGCCCUAUGGUCCCAAGAGUCGCUCCGAGGGGCUCUGGGAGAGGGACGGCGUACACUUCACGGCCGAGGGCUCCCGGAGACUCGGCCAUCGCCUCGCCCUACUCCUGGAGCCCCUGGUCGCCAGGCUUCAGAACGACGUGCUGGUUUCCAAGAAUGCUUCUUUGGCUGAAGCCGGGGAAGUCCCAUUUGUGGACGCCUUCUUGGCCGCCUUUGAGGCCGAAGAGGCAGAGGAACAGAGCGCGAUGGCGCCGACAGGGUCAUCUCGCACCGAAGCCUGGGAAGAGGCGGCUGUCAGGACGCUUCAGGAAUAUUUCCGGCAGAAAAGAACGUGCAUGUGUGCCGUGUGCCAGUGCAUCCUCGGCCAAAGACUCGCCGGGGAAGCCACCGAUCAUCUUUGUGUGGCGGGCCAAGCUCAGCCCAGCCUGAAGCCACAUUCUGACGAUAACGACAAGAAAGACGAAGAUGAGGGACCCUUAGAAACGGAUGCAGUUCACGUGAUGUUUUGGGCCGUCGAGGCAGGCCGAGGAAUCCAGCCAACUGAGACCUACGAUUCCUCGUCGCUGCAGGGGCAUCAGCCCCUUCCGGCUCGGCAGCGGCUAAGUGGCGACGGCAACGAGACGAGGAUGUAUUCGGACGAUUUGCGGGAUGCCCCCGCAGACGAAGUGCCGGAUGCCUACCAGAGGCCAGUCGAAUGGGUGUUCGAAGCCCACGAUGAUGCCGACGAGGAGGUGCUGUCGCCUCCCGCCUCGGGCGCCUCAAAGAGUUGGCUGAGCUGGCUGCAGGGUACGCCUGCUCCGAAGGGGCACCAGUACUCGAGGGAGUCGGAUGCCUCUGCGGGCUCCCUUCCCCAAGAGUCUGAGCCCUCGCGAGAACCGCCGGAUUUGCCGCCCUCUGCACCGGCUCCGGCCGCGAAGACUAGCGGGUACACUGGCAUCCUGGGAUGGAUGACUGGACAGGCGUUUGCAGAUGAGCCAGAUGCACCUCUCCCGGCUCCGUUGCCCUCGCGCUUGGAUCCCGAGGAUGAGGAGAGUGUCAGGCACUCGUCACCUUCAGCUCCAGCACGCUCAGUGGUGGAAAUAGAUAUCCCUGGUGGGAUGUUUUCUGAAGAUGAGGUCAUAGGCGAGAGGAACGUGCACAGAGCGGCUUCCACCGCAACGAACGCUCCGCCGGCAUCAUCCUCGGCUGCCAGCAGAAGGGCAGCCCCGAGACAUGCCGAGGACAUCAGUCGGCCGCAGAAGCUGCCGGACAGACAGGUGUCCUUCGACAUGGAUGGCAUUCCGGGUCCGGAUCCGGAUUCCGAAAGACCGCGAAAGCACACGGAUCCAGACGAUUUCAUCGCGAGAUUCAACCAUGCCGACGCUGCCGAAGCUGUAGCGGCGGUAACAGCUUCAGACGAUAUAGUGCCGCCGCCCCUUCCCCCACCCAACGAGCCACCGGCUCCAGAAGAGCAGGGCUUCUACGAGAUCCAUGAAGCAUCUCCGGAAGCAGUGCUCAUCGCGAAUGUCGGGCAGGCUGUGAUGGAGGAGCAGCCCAAAGAGGUUGACAGGGAAGUUGAAGGUCGAGAGCCCUCGAAGCAGGAUGCGCAUCCGGCAACUAUCCCUGAGGAACCCCAGGUCGAUGUCGCCGUCGUAGUGGAUCCAGACACAGAGCCCGAAGAGGACUCAGCAGAAGGUCAACAGCAGCAACGGCGAAGAUGUUUCGCUUGUUGUUGCAGCAAGGUGCCGCGCAAGAAGCAAAAGCCUAAGGCGGUCGAGGACACUGCUUCAGAAGCCUACAGGCAGCAGCAGAGCAAGCUGCUGGAGGAGGAAAUCGAAGACUUUAGUGGCACGCCGUUUGUGACCUUUGUGGCCUGGAUAACGCAUCGAGGACUCGCUCGGGCACCCAUGUGCUGUGUGUGCACUGGGAUGCUCCUUGUCAUUGCAAUCAUUGCUGGGGGCAUGGUCGCGAGACCUCCCAACGUGGAUGUGGACUGGUCAGCGUUCCUUAAAACGGACGUGAACACGUCCACGAUGCGGGACGUCUUCCUGUUUGCACUUCAGCAUCGGCAAACCGAGCGGAGGCUUACGGAGGAGACUGAGCUGGUCGAAGACCGCCGGCUCCAAGGUAACAGGCUUUACAAGCACAGCGACAUUUUCUUGGCGUACGACUUUCCCGAGGGUACCAAUGCCGGCCCGAAUGGAUGGCUGGACUCUGGGCAUCUGUAUUCUGUAAUGUCAUUGGAGAGGAGGCUACGCAGCACUCCGAUGUGGCAGCAGCUUUGCAAUAGGUCAGAUGAUGUUGACAAGCCGCUCUGCGAACAGGGCAUCUCCUUGGUCAACUACGUCUUUCCAUCCCCGAUGGUUCUAGGACCCGAUGUGGUGCCCAGCAUGCUGGUCUACGAUGCGGGUGGCAGAGAAAAGGUGGCUCCGCAGGUUGCUGUGGCCCUGAUGGAGGAGCACAAUGUCAAGGACAUCAUCGUCGAUGCAGACUACGAAGAUGGACAGCCUCUCCGAAGAAUAAGAAGCUGUUUCCGCUUCAAGUGGUAUUGCUGCACCUCCCUCAUGUCAUCUUCUGAACAAGGAGUUGUCUUAGAGGAGAUGCGCCAAACCUGGGACACCUUCUUGAACGAAGCCGUCAUGCCUAUCCUCAAGGAGUUUCGAGAAGCACAAGCGCAAAGAGCGGGAAGUGGGACAAAGCCCUUCGAGAUGUACUACACUGGCAGUACCCUCUACAGCAAAGAGGUCACCGAGACUUUGUUUGGGGAUCUGCUCUUAGCCGCUGGCUCGAUGGGUUUCGUGCUCUUCUACCUUAUGGUCCACACGCAAAGCGUGUUGCUGGGCGCUCUUGGGCUUCUCCUGAUCGUGAGUGCGAUUCCACUGUCCUACGUCUUGUUCUCGAUUGUGACCGGCUCGAACACAAUGAGCAUCGCAUCGCUGCUAUCAGUAUUCCUGAUCGUCGGCCUCGGCUCGGACGUCGUCUUUGUCUACACCGACUUCUGGGCAGACUCUUUUCUCCGCAAGGAAAACUACGGCAGCCGCAUGACCUGGACCUUGAUCCACGCGGGCAAGGCGUCGUUGGCCACUUCGGUCACGACGGCGCUGUCCUUCUUCGCGAAUUUGGCAUCAGUGCUGAAGCCUUUGCGCGAGUUUGGAUUCUUCAUGGGCCUCUGUGUCGUGGUGUGCUGGGUCUUGCUCAGCCUCAUUUACCUGCCACUCUGCAUGCUGACGGAGUAUUGGUGUGGCAGGAGCAAGUCUCGAUGUGCGAGCUUCACAGCUGCUUUCAGGACAGAUCUCAAGGAAGCAAUGUCGUCCGUCAGGUUCUGGAAGUCAUCGACGAGCUCGAAGGCCGCCAAAAUCGAAGCGUAUCCAUACACGCGUGGCUACACCAGAUGCUUGCAGAGGGGCAAGCGCAGCCUGGCUCUAUUUCCAAUUGUCGUCUCUCUCUCCCUGGCUGCGUGGGGCGCGAUGGUCUUCGAGGUGGAUUCGGGCGUGCCCAGCAUCUUCCCGCCAGACCACAACCUGAACCGCGGGCAGCAGGUCUUCGCCACCUUCAAUGAUGCCAACCAGGUUUUCAAUCCAUUGUGGACCAUCGACACACCGCAGGUUAGCGUUUGCAACGAUGCCAUGUUUGCGCCUAUGAGCACGACCUACACUCCAGCGAGCUGGGGCUACAACUGCAACCUCUUCUGGUGUGAAGCCGACCCCGAUGUGGAGCAAUCCGAGGAGGGAAGCUGCCAUUGCUGGAGAAGGCAGCUUCCCAACACCUGCAACACCCAAUCGGCGCCGGUGUCCUCGAAGAUCUACGCAAAGAGGAAACUUGCGGAAUCGGAGAUGGUAGGCGCCGUGGCCGACUACCUCUCAAGCGCGGAGGGGAUGCAAAUGACGUCUUCCCAGCGGCAGAGCAUGCAGAGGGCGACUGUGAUAGCACCAGUCGUCACAGAGGAGUGGGAGCGAGGGGUGAAGGAGGUGCGCGAGAUUACCGAGGUGGUCGGCCGCCUGCAGCGAGAGAGCCGGAACACCUCUUCCUGCGGCUUCCAGGACAUGUGCUUUUGCACAACCUGGUCCUGCAAAAUGUUGGGCACUGGAUGGCAGCAGGUGGACCCGCUGUCAAUUCCCACGAUCAGUGACCUCAACUUUACCACCAGACGCCUGCAGUCCGGGCUGGCCAAGACUCAAGCUCGAGGUCGGUUCGGCCCACAAGCGGCCGCGAAAUCAGAGGCUGCCGAGGCGCUGCUGGCUAGACCGCUGGUUCGGAGCCCUCCGACCGAGGCAGACUUCGGCGAGGAGGCUAGUGCGCAGCCGCGCUGGCUGCAGAACCUGAGUCCAUCGGAAUGGACUGUCGCGCCUGCAAACCGAGCCGCCAUCGAUAUUAUCUUCGGGAUUGAGGUCACCACGUCGGCCAAACUCUUGGGGGAGGUCGAUCUUGAGAACGGCUGGCAAUUCGCAGAGUUACACCAGGUGAGCCAGCCAUGGGCGCAGCGCAACAUGUACAGUUUUUGCACCAGCAUGCCGCGGGAACUCCGUGUUGUGGAGCGCAGGUGCUGGAUGGAGGACUUCAGGGCCUACCUGCUGAAUCGUGGAGAUCGAUUCCCCAUCAUCCCGUCGCAGUUUGAGCAGCAGAUCAUUCCCUUUGCUGAGUCCUGGCUCACGGGCAUGCACAGCACGAAGGAUUACAUGUGGAUUCGCGACGGCAAGGUUAAAGCAUCGUACAUGCUGAUGAGCGUGGACUUCCAGCGCUAUGCUGACACCACGUCUGCGAUUGAGUACAAGCAGCUGUGGGACAAGUACCUCGAGGAGUUCAAUUUAGAUGCCUCGAUCUACACCAAGGGAGCCUGGCAUACCUCCAGCCUCUGGGUGCGAGCAGAGGCGCAGUCGGCACUUAUUUCCAGCACGAUUCUGACCAUUGUGAUCGUGGUUGGCCUGGCACUGCUGGGUAUGCUGGUCUUCACCCGCGACUGGAAGCUGUCGAUGCUAGUGGUGGCAUCAACCCUGUUGGUGGUCUGCAUUCUUUUCUGGUUCAUCGUGGUCGUCAUGGGCUGGCCGAUUGGAGCCAUCGAAGUGAUCGCACUCAUCGUCUUCAUUGGCUAUGCGGUGACAUACUCCUUGCACAUCGCUCACAGGUAUGGCAGCGCUGAUGCACAGGAUGCGCUUAUUGAUGUGACGGAUGCGGACGUUACGCGCUUCGUGCGCACGGUCUACGCCCUCGGCUCCAUUGGCCGGGCCGCGCUGGGGAGUGCCGCCACAACGGCGGGCUGCUCCAUCUUCUUGGUCUUCUGCACCCUGACCAUCUUCCAGAAGCUCGGAGUGACGGUGGUGGCAGCGGCUGCGGCGGUGGUGCUUGUCGUCGUGCCAUGUUAG